Molecule: messenger RNA, 489 nt
Organism: Trichoderma virens Gv29-8
Lineage: Eukaryota; Fungi; Ascomycota; Sordariomycetes; Hypocreales; Hypocreaceae
Exons: 1
Biological process (GO): mRNA splicing, via spliceosome
Cellular component (GO): U2-type spliceosomal complex
Source: RefSeq, a predicted model, not a curated record
AUGGGUGGCGGUGAUUUGAACUUGAAAAAGUCCUUCCAUCCCGGUCUGCGGCGGAAUCAGCAGGCCGUCUACGAAGAAGAACAAAAGGCUCUCGCCGAGCGCAAGCGCACCCAGCAGCGCAUCAAUGAGAUCAAGGAGGAGCGCGCAAAGGAGGAGAUCCAGAGACAGCUGGAAGCUGCGGGAGGCACCAAGAGGGUUGAUCGCGUCGACUGGAUGUACCAGGGCCCUACCGAUGGCCAGGCUGGUACAACGGAGGAGACAGAGGCCUACCUGCUGGGCAAGAGGAGAAUCGACAACCUCAUCAAGGGCACCGACCACAAGAAACUCGAAAAGGCUGCUGGACAGGACAGCUUCAUUGCGCUGCAGAACGCAAAUAGCGCGCGCGACACAGCAGCCAAGAUCCGCGACGAUCCUUUGCUGGCCAUCAAGCGCCAGGAACAAGCCGCAUACGAGGCUAUGAUGAACGACCCCAUUCGACGCCGCCAGCUC